AAGUGAGCUGGCAAGCGUGUUGGGAAUUUCGCCCUCAGUUUGAUGGCAUCGAGCUAGUUAGCUAUAAUGUUUUCUAGAAGCUCCGUACCGGGAGGAAACCCUUCAAGCCGUCGGCAGUCUCUUCGACCACCCAGUCCAGGAUCAGACGGAUCUUCAGUACCGUUGGCGCAGUCUCGGAGGGGCUCUAAAGUGUUAUUUGAUACCAAGACGCCACCGUCUAUUCUAAGAUGGGAGAUUCUUAACCGCGUCCUAGCGCUCUCCGUGAAAGGAGAUUGGCCUGCAGUGGAUCAGCACCUAAAUAAUCUGGAACGAAACAACAUGGAAAUAUCAUCAACAGAAAUCGAAGUAAAGAUGGAUAUAUUGAUUCAGAGUGUAACAAAGCAGCAUAAUACUAACCGAAUCAGAUUAAUGAAACAUCAAUUGAAACUCCGACUCAAAAAUGCCUAUUCAUCAUCUCAAUAUUGAGGCAGUGUUUUUUUUCUUAACAAAAAUUUACCUCUUAUUUCUCUGUCGUUUUUCCUUAAAUUUUUUAUACUUAAUAGUUUUUAAACAAGAAAUCUCAAGAGUCUUCAUUCUAAACCAACUGACCGCCAUAGAACUUAGAACGGAGGCAUUCUUUUUAUAAUCAUCUUUUACAAUUGGUCUGGAUUUCUGAGAUUGGAAAGAUAUCAUUUUCGCGGCAUAAUCAUUUAUCCUGGGAAGUCGCUUUAUGUGAAUAGAAACUCGUUUAAAUUCAUUUAUACAGGAUAAAUACGUUGCCGUGAGACAACGUUGUCUAGAUCGUAGAAUUUAGGCAGCAUUAAAUAUGUUUGCAUCUAGCUAAAGUUGUUACAUUCAGAGUGGUCCAUGCUGCUGAAACUGUUUCCUGGUGCAUUAAACUUACAUUUUAAGAGAAUUAAUAUACUUCUUGGGUCUAAGCUUCGAAAAGUAUAUAUUUUUUGCUCCCAACGAAACAAUGAUUAGAGAGCUCAAGCAGUUUAUUGACGUGCCAAAUUCGUGAAUUGAUAGGUUUUUAUCGCAGCCAGUCUUAGAAGACAGAAGCUAGUCGCUUUAAAUAUUUCUUCGUUUGGGGCUACUGUUUGGCUCACAGUCGUGCUUACUAAAAACAGAUUUACUGAUUCAACAAGGCACAUUUUCUAUGUGGUCAAUUUCUUAUAAACGUUUCUGUAGUUUUGUUCUUUAGACUCUCGGCCAACAAAAAAAAAAAAGGCAAAUGCCUUUUUUAAUUUAGUUAACUGGCGGCCUUUAAAAGAGUCUCCAUGGACAACAGAAUCGGCUAAGGCAUCGGAAUAAUGAAUAUUGAACUGGCUGUAACAUGAAUAGUUAAGCCGUACUGUGUUGACUGCUGAUUGCACAGUUCUUAAUUCGUAUAAUCGUCUGUAGCAAGGGGCCGUGUGUUUUUUCUUUCACUUUUUGCUAAAACUGACAUGCUCUCUAAAAUUCCAAAAGUGCGUGUUGGUUAUUUUUUGCUGCUUUACUGCAUGGUUUCACAAAACGAUUCCAGCGCGGACUAGUUUACUAACGCUUUCACUUCAAUUUUAUUUCUUCUUUUAACAGGACAACGGUCUUACGCCGUUGAUGUUAGCAGCCCGCGACAACAAACACAACAUUGUCGAAAAGCUUCUUGAAUUGGGGGCUGUGGUUACUGACCGAGAUAAGGUACGUUUUUUCGGUAACGCUUUUUUGCCAACAGAAUUCAUUUUUUAAUAAUAAGCGAACGCCGUCAACUUAGCUGUCGUUUUGUCAGCUUUUUCAUAUCAAAAAAACUGACUUUUUCCCCUCAUAUUCUAAUUACGGAACUGAAAGAUUUAUCGCAGAAAUUCUUGAGACCGGUUAUGAAGUUUGUUAUUCCAGUACAGUAUGUAUGUUAAAGAUCGAGUCGUGAUUCUAAACACGGGGAAGAUUUUCCAAGCUUUUGUGUAUUGCGGGUUUUCGUUGUUUGAUAUCCUUGCUAAUUAGGACUGCAAAUGGAAAAAAGUUAGCAUUCCGUAGUGGUUUGUGUUGUAAGUUAAAAUUAAAGCGUUUUUAAAGGUUUCGGUGAUACAUUGCUGUAAACAUUUACCGGAAAUUUGGUAUUUUUUUGUAUUUUUCGUGCCUCAAAUUUCAUAAAUUAUAAUGAUGCACUUUUUGUUUGCUUCGUUGCCUUUGUUUUAAGUUAUGCUUGAAAAAAAGAACGCCAAAAUUGAAUUCCUUACAUCAACACAGCUGACCCUAAGUCAAAGAAAUCAGCUUCUCUAAAAAGCAUUGGAAAAUGUAUAUAGCCGACGGGUUUUAUUCCAUAAAGUCGAACCUCUACUUCUGUUAAUAAAGAUUCUUGACAAGUUACUUGUUAAUUAAGACCAAAAAUGCGGUGUACCGCAAUUUAACUCGGUACUUCAAUUUAAAUGUGAGGUUCAAAUGUUUAUGUCGUAUGUAAUUUUAAUCUCCUUCGCAUAAUUUAUCCCUGGAUAGCCGUUCUUACUGUUAAUAUUGACAUAUUAUAUUUGUUUCUGAGAAGGGAAGACUCCGCGUCUACCACAUGCUCCGUUUGUUCUUGUUUUAUCAUAGCUUCAUUAUUUAAACUCCUUUGUCUUGAGUAAAAUUUCCAACCGCGUGACAAAUUGUUUAUUACACAGCCGCAUGGAGUUACUUUAUUCCUUGGAAACCCACUUUCGCGCUUGUUCACUUAAAAGCAUCGAUCACGUGGUUUGAGCCUAAUUUUCCCCCAAACGUGUUGUUAAAUGAAACAUUCUCAAAGCUCUCACUUUCCCAACCAAAACAAAGUGUUGCAAAGUUAAAAGAAAAUUGUUGCUGAGCACCUUUGCUGGCUUUUUAUAUAUGUAUAUAUGUAUAUAAUAUAGGAUUGAAUUUUUUUGUCACCUUGGCGAUAUUCUUGUUUUAAUUCCUGUUGGAUUAGAUGCAAGCUUCUGAAAAAUCGGCUAUCAUUGUGCGGUACUUAAUUUUCUUUUCCUUCUUCAUAAAAAGCAAAGUAUUCUUUAUAAUAACUUUCUUAUAGUGAAUAAAAGGUAAGAAUCUUUUGCGCUAUUUUAAAUACGUAACGGAAAGCCGUCUUGCAAGAAACGGAAUAGAUACCAUUUGUCGAUGCUGUUAGUUUUUUUAGGUUUGUCAUUAAAGAAAAAAACACCUUUUGAUGUACAUUUGUAUUUACAUGACAGCCUUGCCAUUCUGUGACAGUUUAUAAUAAAUUGUAGCCGUUUGAGUUACUUUUUAGCGACAAAAAGUAUCCGCCUUUUGAAAAUAUGUUGUGUGUAAUGGUCUUUCAGCGAAAUGAAAAAUCACUCCGUUUGCUAGCGAAGAACGCAAGAAUAAUGAUUUGUUUACUUAAACUCUUCUACUUUCUUUUUAUUAACUACUGCAGAAUGGACAUUGGUACCUGAAACACCUGCGGUAAAUAUUGCUUUUAACGCCGAGACCUGAGCUCGUCUAAAAUAUGAAGUUUUAAUCGAUAAUGAACUAGAUGUUAUAAGCUACAGAAGUAAAAUGAGAUUCUUAUCUCGUUCACUCGUAGUUUUUUUUGUUAAUUUUUGUUUUUGUUUUGUUUUGUUUUUUACCUCAAAAUUACUUCCAUGAAGAAUUAGAUUCGGUCAAUUUCUUGGAAUCUACAAAAACCCUAACUGAUAAUCUUUCCCUGAAAAUGACCUGUAGUUAGUAGAUUUAACACUUCUUAAAUUCCUUUUUGUCGGUCAAAUGUUAAGUGAACUCCGCGGUUUAACAUUAGUGAUUUUAAUUUAUUGGGGGUUGAGUGGUGAGAGAUAAAAGCUUUUCUGCUUAAGCAAAAUUUCACAUUUGAUUGAUAAAUCAAGAUGUGCAUGGAGCGGAAAAUCAUGAAAUCCAGAAAACCUUUUCCUGUUUAGGCUGAUGAAGACAAAAUUCGCUGAUUUCGUGUACAUACAUACAGUGUUAGUUUUAUCUUCGAGAAAAUCGCUGGGUGAUAAUCAAAAGUAACUACAAACGGAAGUAUAUUUUGUUGAAGGUAUUUGUUCAGUUUGGAAGUCCGACAUCAAUAUUUUUCCAUGCACCUCACAAGAAACCUUUCUUGCGCGUGCAGAAAAUCGUCGGGUAUUUUCACUAUAAGAUUAAAAAAUACAGUUCAUUAUAAGGCAAUAAGCUCAAUAAAAAGUCUUUUUGGCCUGAAAAUUUGAUGUAAUUACUGAUGUUCUUAAUGUUCUUUUUUUUUGAGAUCCUCUGUGCUAUUGUGCUUAUAAUUUUAGGUACCAAACGCUUCCAGCAGACUUAAAACGUUUCAUGAGCCGAGCGUUUCUUUUAAUUUGGAGCGGCUCAGCUGAGAAUUUUGACCGGCUCUGAUUCAGACGCCGAACUUUUCAUGUGCCGAACCUGGUGUUUAACUGAUUAUUACAUGUUUGGCAAGAGCUCAUAUAUUUUUUUUUUUGCCCCAAGCUCUAUAGAGUGUGGUGCCUGAAUCCACAGGCAUGCUUUUAAGCGGCCUAAAUUUGAAUCAUUAUAAGCUCCGCGUCUUAACUGGGCAAUUUAAUUCUCGAUGGAUUUCCCGGCUUUACCGCUCUUAGUCAGUUAAAAGUUUGAUCAAACACCAAUUCCGGCAAUCUGUCUCUGUUCUCCGUCAGCAGAAUCUCACGCCUUGUCUUCGUCUCUGUCAUUUCAACAGUAGAAAAGAGAUCUCUUAAACCACACUUGUCGCCACUUAGUGCGGCACUGUUCAAACUCUCUUUUCCAAGGUAGAUAUUAUUAGCAACUUUCAUGCCUGAUAAAAUAUCUUUCCAUUUCAAAUCCGCUAAAGUUGUCUUUUCUAAAUUUUUCGAUCUUUGACUCUGAUAUUUUGAAGCGCCGUUUUCGUUUUAAUUUCUAAAGUUUAUUAUCUAGAACAAUUAUAUUUAUAUUUGUCCUUGAGCUCCAACUGAAAAAGAUGAUCCAUCAUAUUUUGAGCCGAAUCCCUGACGUGGGGAAAAAAUAAAACAAAGCAAAACAAAUAUCAUUCAUUACGUCUUGUCGUUUUGCCUUUCGUUUCCUGAAACUUUUCAAUUCACGUUUGUCAGUUGUCUUUUGCUAUCAGAACUUUUCAAACUUACUUAGUAAAUGAGCAAAGGCAACGUCAGCCAAAACUCAAACAUGAAAAACAACUCGUACUGUUUCGUUAGAGCCCUGUUGUUGAACAAUAGAAACUUUAUCUCUUGGGUAAAACCUUGUCUAGCAGAUAGCGUUUGUUUAAAUCAUGCAUUUCACUUAUGCGCAGUGAUUAGACUAUAUCUAGGCUAUCUUUGAUCAGCUAUGAAAGUUCAUCAGCUGCUUUGUCUAAAAGUAUUCACGGAGUAACCUUUUUAUUAAAGAAUUUGUGAACGCGUGAUUGAAUCUCAGCGUGCGAUAAUUUUUUUGCAAUAAAAUGCUCAAAAAAGUGCACUCCAUAUAACUGAUCAGAUCGCGCCCCUUGUCAGCAGAGCGUGCAUUAUCGAGGUAUUUCGCGCAGAUAUGGACGUCAUUUUAAAAAAUAAAGCAAACUAAGUAGUUCCAAUUGUUUCUUGGCCCUUUUAGGACGUCAAGGGGAAGGUUUAAGAUGCGGAUUUUUUCUCCUUACCUUUGAUAAUUUCUUCUCCUGAACCACCAAUGACUAAAAGUAUAGAGAUCUUUAUUGAUAGACUGAGCAUCAGGUUUUUCUAUAGACUUUCGAAAAAGUCCUUCGUCUACGGUCCGCGACUUCGUCGCUUGCUCGGCCCUUUCGUGGCCUAAAGCUAGCUCCGCUCGCCCUGUACUAUGAGAGUGAAACUCGUCAGGUCGACUUGUGGCAAGUCUACUUUUUCUAUUGAAACGCGAGGGAAAAGCAUUCAAAUCUUCUCUUUCCCUAACCCAUAAGGAAUGCCUGAUGCUUAGGUUAAGAUAUGUCUUUCAUUUUUUUUAUUAACUAUUUGCUAUGGAUUAAAGCUGACUUAUAUUCUUGUUUUUAGGGAGGCCAUUCCGCUUUACAUUAUGCCGCAUUUUCAGGCUCAGACGGAAUUGUUAAACUUCUUCUCUCCAAAAAGGCGGAUGCUACUCUUACGGCAGGGGUAGGCUUUUUAGAGUUUGCCAGAAACUUGACUGUCAAGGUUGCUUCCCCUUUCCCCUCCCCCUCGCCCAUCCCCACCCCUCUUCUGUGCCUCAGUGGCGAGAGCACUCGCCAAUGUAGCCUGGGUUCGAAUCCCCAAGGCAACGCUAUAUGUGGGUUUAGUUUGUUAUUGGUACUCGCCUAUGUCCCAAGAGAAUAUUUCUGCGAAUACCCUAGUUUCUCUCUCUCCUCUAUCAUAAGCGCAAAGAUGCAUUUCAUCUUUGGUUCUAAGAUUAGAGUAACCAUGGUUUAGUCACGUUGUUACGUCUUACCAUGUGUUUGUAUUGUGUUUUUCCCAAUUGUUUCUUAGCCGGAGGAACAACUACCCCUGCACAUGGCCUGUAGCCGCCCCUCUGGUGCAGUGGAAAUUGUCAAAACGCUACUGAAGCCUUCUGGGAAGGAUGCCAAACUAGCUACUGAUAAGGUGAUAAAGGGUGACUUGGUUAAGAAUUUAUCCUCCCUUAACUUCCUGGAUCGUCCAACUACUUUCAAGGGGUUUUGUCAUGGCAGUCUAGUCUAGUUUGUUUCGAACAACAACUCGGCCCUUUGUCGCUACGGAACUUAACGUUAGCAAAGCAAUUACUUGUAAGAGACAAAACCGUACAACUUCGUGAUGAACAAGUACGUCUGCCAAGUAUCAUGUUUAAAGUUAGAAAUAACGGAUAUAAACUUUGAAAAACUGUCAAAAGAACAAGGUUUCAAACAUCUGCGAUAGCAAUCCGUUUUCAUCUUUUUUAGUUUCUUCAUGAAUUCGCAGUCUUAUUGAAACCUUCCUUCAGUGUUUUAAAUUUUCAAGCUUGUAUAUUUCGCUGAAUUUGGCGGCCAGCUCCGUUUGUCUAAAUUUAAGUUAAUUUCGUGGCGGCCUAGGCGUCAUUCAUGUUCCUCAUUAGAAUUUACAUCAGAAAAUUUUCAGUGUCCGUUAGUCAUUAGUGCAUAUUUUGCGCAUUCUUGUUCAUGAAUAUUGCUGAAACGUGCCUGUUCGUGAACCAUGUUGUUGUUCUUAAUUCUAGAAUGGAUCCAUACCGCUGUAUUUUGCUGUCAUUGCUGGAAAUCAACACGUUGUGAAAGAACUGCUCAGCUCACAAGCAGAACAACAAGUCAAAGUCACCAGAGGGGUGGGUACAAACUUAACACUCUUAUGUUGCUUAUUGGACCUCGUAGCUGGUAGUUGUUUCGUUGUUGUUGUUUUUCGAGACGGGUGUGCACAACGGAGUGUAAUGCCGGCACCCUUUUAACACACUGAACGUAAAAACAAGAUCACAAAGACUAAAAGGAACGAUUAGCAUAGUUGGUUAUUGCGCGGCCUUCUGUGCGGGAGCUGGUACCGAGUUCCAGUCCCCUUUGUGACCGACCUCAAAUCUUUCUUUCGACUUCUUUCCUUUUCGUGUAACACUGGCGGAAAGUGAGGGAUUAAAUGAGCGCACAGUUGGUCUCAGGUUUGUUAGUCAGAUGACUAUUUCGAGCUACCGGCAUAAAAUAUGGACUCUUUCUUUCACAUUUACCUUUAGCAUUGUAGGACACACCAAACUGUACGUUACAAUCUAACAUACCACCCUUGAUCAGAGUCAAGAGACGGCCUCGUCGCGUAAUACCGUUAUGGUAGCGUUUUCCGGUCUCAUAAAACAGCUAAAUAGAAAUAAUUUUUGCUUUUACCCCUUGUGGCCAAACAUUUUUAAGGUCUUUAACUUGAAAUAUAUUAUUACAACGCUAGCUUCAUGUAUGACCAACUUUCUAAUGUUUAUAACUAGCAAGAAAUACCCGGCGAAAUCUGAUCACAGUGGGUUAAUUUUUAGCGACAUCCAAAUUAAGAUUAAUUGAAGUUUCAGUGGGAUGGUUACUUAAACCAAAGAAUAUCAAUUUAACGUAUCCAGACGCACAAGUAACCUUUCAUAAAUACGUUCUUAUAUGUCUCAUCAGGAUAUCAAGGAUACUGUUCUACACGCGGCUGUUAAAAAGAAGGACGUUGACAUCGCGAAGAUUCUUGUGGAAUGUGGCUGCCCCGUCGAUAUACAGAAUGUAAAUGCAAAGUUUUAUCUUGUGUUUCUUUUAAAUUUGCCAAAGUAAUCCCCACAAUUCUUUUGGGUAAGUCUUUUUAUUCUUUCAUAACAGGCCGAUGGACAGACAGCUCUUCACAUUGCUGCUUACGAAGGAGAUGAGACCAUGAUAAAAUUUCUUCAAACGGCCAAAGCUGACGCAAAUAUCGCUGAUGCAGUAAGUUAUCGAAUGAAAGUGAUUACAGGUGCAUGAAGAAAAUGGCAAGAAGGGCGAGAAAACUGUAAUCGAUAAAAACAAAGAGCUGAGGUUAACACCCAGACAACUCUAAGUAUAGUACAGUAAAGCACGAAAUGACCGGGAUUCUGGUCAUACGCCACGGGAAAACUAACCUGUUUUAGGCGUUCAGAGAGUAAAGCGCGGAAGAAAAAUUGACGAAGAAAAAAAGAAGGAGGGGAGCCUCGUUUUUUCCCUUGUUUUCCUGCGUGUGAUUUAACUCGCUCCUCAUCAUCUGAACGCUGCGCUCUACUAUCUAAAAGCCUGGAACAGGCUACGGGAAAACAAGUUUUUGUUAAAACGUGCAUACUCUACGUCUUGGCCGACUGAACCAAAACUCAAAACAAAUGGAUUGGAAUUCAAAACUUUUUAUCGUGCGUAAAAUACUCAUUUAGUCGAGGAAGAGAGCAUUAGCUGUACAACUUGCUAUAAGUAUACAUUAACAGGAAAAGACUGCAUGCAUGUAGUGUGACAGAGAAUUUUUUACUUGACAGCCUAUUGUUUACAUGAUUGUUUGCUAUAAGUUACUAUGUUUAAGCUGAGUAGAAAAAGAUGAGAGCAGACUCAGCUAUAACGACAACUAAGUGGAGACGAAAAUGAUUUUUGAUCUUGGCUGUUGAUUUUUAAAGGAAAUAGCCAUGGCUCAGUUGUUUUACUACUCGCGGAUUUCUUUUGCUUUAGAACGACCGCACACCACUGCACUUGGCGGCUCAACGUGGUCAUUCUGCUGCCGCUGAAUUCUUAGUGGACAAACUAAAAGCGAACGUGAACUUGAGAACAAAGGUAAGGUCGGUAUUUGCCAUUAUUUCUAUUACGGUAGGAAGGAUCUUUUUCCAAAAUUGAUGCUGAGAGAAAAUUUGAUAAGCGGACAAUUAAACCUCGUUACACCGCCAGUAACAAAACGUUUCUGGAUUAAUGUUCUCUAAGUGUUUAAAGCGCAAAGGCUUGAAGACCAGAGGUUUUUCAAAUGUUGCAAACAAACAACAUUCGAUGUAGCUUUCACUUUGUAGAACAAAACAACAUCAACUGGCUGGGAGUUGAGCUGUUAGCUGUUACAAACGUUCUCGAAAAGUUGGGCUCGAAAUUAAGCCCAGCUGUGUUCAAUGCGGAAACGCAACUCGCGUCUUCUCGGUUCAAGUCGAGUGUAAUGUUCCCCCUCGACGACUCAAACGGUCUCCUGUACCCUUAGGCCGAGCGCGGGUGACUGAGUCUUCUUACUAAUAAGCAUAAAAAAGUUGUUAUUUUCUAUUUUGGGAUGUUCCCUCCUUCAAUUUCCAAAAGAUCAUUUGAAAUAUUAACUUAAAGUUGUUUUCAUUUUUUGCAGGACGGUAGUACUCUAAUGCAUAUUGCUUCACAAGCUGGUCAUCCCGACACAGCACUCGUGUUCCUCAAAAAGGGCGUGCCCCUCCACAUGCCCAACAAGGUAAGUACCGGUAUCAAGAAUAUAGUUCCUGGGCCAAGGCACCAGUCUAACGCCGCAACCCUUGUCUGUUUAUUUGAUAGGAGGGUGCAGUUUGUCUCCACGCUGCCGCCAGAAGAGGUCAUGUAGGUGUAGUAAAAGCGUUGCUGUCAAAGGGAGCUUCAGUGGAUACAAAAACCAAGGUGGAGCUUUGAUUUAAUGCCUCACAGUACAGCCUUUGUCUUUCAGCAGAACGUGGAUGAUUUUUAAUUGGUUUCUCAUAAUAAUUUCUUGUACACUCAGGAUCAUUAUACAGCACUGCAUAUAGCUGUCAAGCACUGUAAGCCACAGGUUGUUCAGAUUUUACUGGGAUAUGGCGCCAACGUACAACACAAGGGCGGCAAGGUGACUAGUAAAUAUUUACACUACUCCACUCCCCUAUCUGUACUAAGCUCUACACUACCCCCACAGCAAAAUCUCAUUGUUAAGUGUAUGAUUAUGAUCUUUCCUUUGUGGUAGAACUGUCCGCGUUUUUCGCGCCUUAAAAUUCAGUUAUUGUGUCUUAAUUGGUAAUGGGUUCAUGAUAACCGUCACGAAUAUAGAGACAUUAAGUGACCACUAGGUGACGGUUAUCAUGAACCCAUUACCUCUUAAUUACAGGCGGAAGAAACACCAUUGCACAUUGCAGCUCGAAUCAAAGAUGGAGAGAAAGUUGCUGAGAUGUUGAUCAAAAGUGGAGCGGAUGUGAACGCUGCUAGUGAUGUAAGAAAAAGUGUAUUUUGCCGUUCAUGCCAACAAACACAAUUUCUUCUUAAACCGGUUUCUCUCGUUAUCUUCAGAAUGGUGAAACAGCUGUACACGUCGCGGCGAGAUAUGGGAACUUGAAAACGUUGAGACUUUUAAUCAACGAAAAGGCAGACACUGCAAGAAGAUCCAAGGUAAUCGCUAAAACAAUUCCCCUUAAUUUGUAACUUUUUGGUUGCUGUUUUUGGUUUAUAGAACAGGACUUUUUUUCGCGCUUUCGUACUGCUGCACAACAGCGUUGUUGGGUGCGCUCGGGCGGGUUCCUUCCUCUUGCUUGUCUGGCGCUCGUCCCCCAGAACCCGUCUGAGCGCCCCCAGAAACGCCUGUUGUGCAGGCUAACUUCUUCGUUCCAAGAAUAAUAGUCUGUUUUCCGAUUCAGUUUUAGAAAAGUGAAACUUGCACAAAAUUGAUUAAGCGAGAACAAGUGAUACACGUAUUAGUAUUAAAGUGUGUGGAUAGCGAAUGUUGUUAAUCCCCGUUAGCAGUUAUCUUUGGACAUCCAACGAAAAACUUUAAACAACACACACACACACACACACACACCUCAAGGCGUAAAAGUUUUUGUCAUAUUUUGUUUUGUUUGUAGAACGGCGAAUCUGCGCUGCAUCACGCUAUCUGUGCCGGGCAUUACACGGUACUGAAGGAACUGGUGCAAGUUCUGUUCACAGUCAAGUCUAAGCCUGUUGCCAAACUGGUUGUUAAUAUGCCAACUGAUGUGAGUCAGAAAUGUAUUUAUUUAUUUACUUAUUUAGUCAUAUGAUUAACAAUGUUAUGAUAAUGUAUUAAAAACGCUUAGAACCAACGGGCUUAUUCCUCUCCAGUGAGUAAACAAAAUAAAACAAGGUGAAGGAUUGGGUAAACAAUUUCCAACAAAUCACUGUAUUUUAUCAACCUAAUCCUUGACUUAAUACCUUUACCCACGGCAAUGGCGAAAAAGGUCUAAUUUCUUUACAAUUCUUUAACUUUGGGUAAAUAGUAGUAGACUGUGAGCAGUCUUCUUUUUCUUCAGAUUUAGCAAGGGGAAAGCACGCGCGUGCGAGCGUUGAAGCUGCGAGACCGUGGUCAUUUUUGUGUCUCGCGCAUUUCGCUCGACGUACAAAGAAAAAAGAGAGCCUGCUUGUACUUCUAAAAUAGUAAUACUAUAACUAUAUUAGUCUGGCUGACAAAUAAUGGGUAAUUGCAGAAAGGAGAAACUCCCCUACAUUACGCAGCCCAGCUUUCCAAGGCCAAGGUCAAAGAAACUGAGGAUAUCGACAUCGUAAAUCUACUUCUUGAACACGGUGCCGACUGUACAGCGGUAACGCAUCAGGUGCGUGUUACGAUAUUUAUGUCAUGUGGUGUUAAUCAAGUUUACUCUUUCACUUGUACAACAAAACCUUCAAUAAAUCAAUUUGCUUUUUAUAUGCAACGUUAAGAAAACAAUUAAUUAAUGUUUACAGAUAUUUAUGAAAUCACCACACAUGGCUCAAAUCACUUCCAUUAUUUUCCUUUAUAGUCCAUGGAAACACCAAUCCACGAGUGCGCACGCUCAGGAAAUAACGACAUCUUGAUUGCUUUACUCGAGUCCAUUCCUUCCUCUAAGCUUCAACUCACGGUUAACAAAAGAUCUUCGGUAAGCUACUCUCCAGUCACGAAUACAACUUAAAAUUCCUUGUUGUCGAGUUUGCCUGGCUCCAAUGUUUUUUCACUGUUGUGCCUGUUUCAUACUUUCUCUGGCUUAAUCGUCAAUCUCCAAUGUUUCCACCGUAGAAGUAGUCAAUCGACUCUUUUAAUCAGCCUUGAGGAUAACUAGCGGAGUUAUAUGAUCUCCGUAUCGUUGCAGGUUAAAAUCAGAAAGAAGUGGCGUUUCAAAGGGAUGGAAACGAAUUCAAAUCACUCUUAGUAACAUGAACAACUUCUCCCAUACCAGCACUUUAUUAUUGAACUUCACGCCCUCCAAUCUCGUGUCUCGCAUCGUAAUGCUGGACUCCAUUUCAAAGGAAUUACAGUAGAACCCCAAUAACUCAAACUCCCCGCUAACUCGAACUAAAUACAAUUUGCCUUGGUUCUCACCCCCUUUUCAGUCUGAUUUUUACCGGGUUAACUCGAACUCGGAUAACUCUAAUUCCCCUCUAUCUCGAAGUAAAUUUCCUUUCCCUAGAUCAAAAAUUCACUGAAAAUUACCCUGAUAACUCGAAUUCUGGUUCUUGUAACUCUGCUCGGAUGCCAGCGGAUUUAGCUCUUCUUGUUGUAUAAUCAGUAAAAACACUAAAACCAAUACUGGUUAACACUGCAGAAAUUUGAUUUUAAUUGGUGCAGCGAACUAAUCACGUUAUAUGAUAAAAUUGAAAUUCCUAAUCAUGUUACCGCGUUCUGAUGAAAUAAGUUAAACUUGCUCUACAGUAACACGAUACACUGAAGUGCUGAAAAAUCAGUAACGAUCAAUUUUUAACACUGAAAACUGAAUUUUACGAUCGACCCCGUUAACUCGAACCCUUGGGUAACUCGAACUGUUUUUCGUUUCCCUUCAGAGGUCGAGUUACCGGGGUUGUACUGUAUCUGCUUUAGAACUUAAAAGGUUUAGUCUGGUUUCAAUUGGUUAGGUUUCACAUUACAGUAUUUUGUGUGUGUAUCUUGUAUUACAGGGAGGUUCAUCGCCGCUGAUUGUUGCCUCACAUAAAGGGAACGUGGAAGUUGUGCGCACUUUGCUCAAGUAUCACGCCAGAGUAGAUGUGUUCGAUGAGGUAAACUCUGCGUUAUAGAAUCUUGAAAACGAACUGUACAAAGUGAAAUUGCUGUUAAAUAGCUUUCAACUGUAUAACUUCACUUGCAAAACUUGCGAUAUGCUCUGAAAACAGCCUUCCGUACGGACAAUAAAGCCACCAGUUAUUCAUCCCAUUAUUUAACUAGGAAGUUUGAGAGACGUAAAGGAGUAAGAAUGGGAAUGUUUUUUAAUAAUUCAAAAGUUGACUGUAUUUGAAGGUAAAUUUAAAGAUACAUCUUACCGCAGGCUAUGUUUAUACUAUAAUACCGGAUAGCUUUUUUCCCCGGCAUGAAAACCAUACCGGGCUACUGUUAACACACAACAACAUGUACAGUGUUUUCGGUGUGAUUUUUGUAACGAAGCGAAGGCUGCGCCGCGCCGACGCUAAGCUUGAAAGUGGAUCAUUACAUAUCGGAUAGAUCACUCUUCCUCGCAGUCAGGUGUGAACAUGUAUUUGGACCGUAGUGGAAGUGAAUGAAUAGGAGCAAGGACUGGAAACCACUGAGAAGAAAAUCAAGACGCUGUCUCGGGAGUCGGGAGUGAGGAUUGCGAUUUAGGGCACCAAACCCUCUCGGCCAACCUCUCCGGUGCAAUGUUCGAUGUGUGCGAACCACUCGUUCUAGUUCUGUGCCGUCGCCGUUCAUACUGUACUGGAUAGCGUUCGUUUAGGCACCAAAAGCUAUCCUCUCUUUGGUUGAAUGAGUGAACUAAAAUACUUUUGAAUGCUGAGUUUUAGUGUGUUUGCGAACACGGCUUGAGAAAAGUUGUACUCAAUUUCUGCCUUCUUUUUAUUUGAUUCCUCAGUCCGGCCGAGCUGGCCUACAUGUGUGCGCCGAACGUGGUCAUCUUGAAGUCGCUCAGGAGCUGCUUGAACAUAAGGCUUACGUGAACGCGAAAAGCAAGGUAAACGUGUAGUGCGUAUCAUUCACAAUUCACUGCUGUUAGUGGAACAUUGCUCAUACAACCUUUGCUUCUUAAUCUUCAGCGAUUAACUGACAUCGCCUACGUUUAGCUGCACAACCCUCUCCCAGUCCCUCCUCGGGGCAAACAUCUUGCACUAAGCAAUGUGCUUACCCACCUAUUUGGUGCCUUUCUCUUAUCGGUGCCAGAGAGUUAGUUUUUGCGCUUUCUUUCCGUUCUAGGUACUCUUGCUCCAAGCCAAGGUGUAUAUCAAUGGACCUUAAAACGUUAAAUAUAUUUUUUAUACACCUUUAAGUUUUGCCCACUGCUGUUCAUUUUACCAAACUUACGGGAGCAUCAUCACUUGUUAGUUUUGUUUUUUGUUCCUUCUUGAAUUGGAAUUUGCAAGUGUUUUAUCAGUUGAACACAAAGUUGUUAUAGGUACAUUUAUUGCAGCUGUGAUGAGGCUGAAUAAUUGAACUCUAGAUAACGACACAUGUUUAGUGUUGUAGACUCAUCAUUUACGUCAGAUCCUUUCCUUAUGUGUACAGUAAGGAAUUCUUCUCUCAUCAACUGUCUGUGUCCCAUGCAACGAUAUGGGCCUGAUCGAAGGACCCCAGUCCAAACUCCUUUUGUUCUUUCUCCACUGUUCGUCUCAUCCGUACCUCCCUAGAGCUCCCUCUCUUUCUCUUGCCUUCUGGUGCCCAUGUACGCGAUGGCGGUACGUGGAAUAACUUUUUCCUGCAUCUGUAGUAACAUGACCUAUGUACUACCACCGUCACAAUCCUUUUCACUUGUGUACGGAUAAGCUCUACUUUUGCCUUUCGUCUUACCACUUCAUAACUCACUUUUAUUGGGCAGUAGAUCUUUAAGAUCCUUUUGAGACACAAAUGUUGGAAGGUGUCUAGUUUGUUUUCAUCGUCCCUAAUAACGCGGCAGGUCUCAGAGCCACAUAGCAGAACAGCAAUCACGUUAAAUUUGAAAAUUCAGUCCUUGGUAAGACUAGUGAUUGAAAAGCUAACGUUUCGAGCACUAGUCCUUCGUCAGAGCGAUUCUUUCUGAUAAAGAAUCUCUUUGUUUUGGUAAAUUUACUUUAUCAACUUACAUGAAAAAAAACACACACUAAUAUUUCGUUUCUCCGCAACCGACACAAGCACUUUGGUCUGUUCUGAAUCUUUUAACCUCUUUUUUUUCUUUUCAGGUUGGACUCACACCUCUUCAUCUGGCGGCAGAAAGUGGACAUAAAGAACUAGUUGGUCUCCUUGUUACGAAUUACAAAGCAAGUGUAGAUGCUUUGACUCUGGUGAGAUCUUGUUAUUCUCAGAUCACAAUUCCUUCCAUAUUUCACCCAAACUGAUAUAACCUUUGCUUUUGAAAUAUACCAGCUCUUUCCGUGCUGUUUCAUGUUAUAGCACUGACGAUGUUGGGUGAAAAGUGUUUUUUGUGGAUAGAUUUGCAGGCGAAAUUAAUUGAACGAAUGUAAACAAAAUUUUAACAGGAAAAGAAGACAGCCCUGCAUUUGGCUGCAGAAAAAGGUCGAUUACAGGUUUGUGAACAUCUGUUGGAGCUACGAGCCGACAUCUGCGCGCUGGACAAUGUAAGUUAUAUAUUGUCUGAUUCAUUAAAUUGUAGAACUGAUAUCAGUGGUUUGCAGCUGUUUUUGGGUGUGGAAUGUCUAUAACCGAGGUGAUGGGGAGAUUGUAGCGUAGACUGAACGUUAUCAUCCAUUUACAAAAAAUGACCAAGCUUCACCAGAGUUACGAAAGUGAUCCGACAGAGAUCUCCCAAUGUUUCGUGGUUAUACACUGUUUGUAUUGAGAAACGUAACCUGUCCGAUGUUUAUUGUAUUCAUUAGUGAGAGCUCAUGUUACUUAAUCUACAGCCUUAUGAUAUGUUGACAUGAUAUUUCAACCAAUAAUAUUUAAAUAUAUGUGAGAAAAAUUUACCUCUGAAUACUCUCUGUGGCAUGCUGUGUUGUUUUGGAACGCACUGCAGGCCAGUCAAGGUGUAAAAGAAACUCCAACAAAGAAGUUUUCCUUUGCCAAUAAAGGUUAUUUAUUUUUCUUACUUUUAUUCACAGAAAGGACAAACACCUCUUCAUUACGCUGCACAAAAUGAUCAUUCACAGGUGGUGACCCUGUUCCUUAACCAUAAACCUGGCGUAAUGAUGCAACAGAAUGCGGUAGGUAACAGUUAACUUGUGCCACAGGUAACCCAGCAAAGGGUAAGCUGGGGUUGCCAGCAUAGGAGUAGCGCACAGCGUAAGCUGUGGCCGGCUAAUUUUGUCUGGUCUAAUGAUGGCCUGUCACCACUAUCGCGUAAAGAAAUGACUAGUGAAAUGACAAAUUGCUUUAAGAACCUUCUUGGAAGCAGAACCCAAGGCAUGGAACCGGUUGGCAUCAUUCUCUAAACAAAUGAUAGCAAUUUAUUGUGUAAAAUUAGCUUUCACGUUUCAUCAACAUGUUGUUCAUGAGGUGUAUCAUUAGAUGUUAAGAGAACCACACAUUUUUUUGACAUUUGUACUUCAUAUUGUAUCAAGAGAGGAUAAGGCGUCCCUUGUGGAUAUGUAAGUUAUUUUGUUGUGGAUCUCACUGAUAUUUUAAACAACGCAGUUUCUGUAGUAAGUGCUUUCUAAAAAGGAUUCUCUUGCUUUUGUUACACAGGAAGGAAGUACGUGUGUGCACAUCGCAGCAAUGAAAGGCAGUGUAUCGGUGAUGAAAGAACUUCUGAAAUUCAAUCCUUCAGGAAUCACGACAGCAAGAAAUAAGGUAAAUGGAAAACUGAUUCUCUUCCCUUACACAGAGGUUACAGCCAUUCUCUGUGACGCAAUAAACAUCACCACCGGAAACUGAGUUUGCUGUUUAUUAGUUAGGACAGAAGAAGCAUUUGUGGUGGUUGGAAAAGUUGGCAUAAUUUUUUUAGUGAACUUCCAUUGACAUACUUUAAUUCUAUUAACAGCGUAAAUUCGCUACGCCCUUAUUACUUGCGGCCAGCGGAGGACAUAAAGCUGUUGUGGAAGUGUUGAUUGCUCAUGGAGCCUCAGCAAGUGACGAAGAUGCGGUGAGUAGCAGAUCCAAUACUGAGUUUAAUCUAAAAAACAAGACGUUCUUAACUCGAGAUAUGAUGUGGACGAUUUAUCCCUCACUACAGUAGGCCGACGCGCAAACAGGCCCUAAUAAUGAGCUUCUCACUCACUCCAUAAAAAAAGUCUUACUUAUGCCCAUCUCUUUCUUAUCAAAGGACUUUCGGGCAAACGUUGGCGCAAGAAAAAUCGCUAUAACUAAACGUGUUUGUUUUUUGUUCCCCUUUGUCCGCAUGUAGGACGGCAUGACUGUUCUUCAUCUGGCUGCGAAAUUUGGUCACGUGGACGUGUUAGAAGUUUUACGCGGGAAAGUACCUUGGAGCAUGGCGAGUGUCAAGGUAAAGAUGCUUAUUUACUGCCGUGUUUUUAUUCGUAAUCAGUCUAGACCUUAAGCAAAUGUUGUACUUCCUUGGGCUUUUAUACGACGAGCCGAAAAGUGUUAAAUAUGUAAGUAAAUAAACGAGGUGGAAAUCACUUUGUGCUAUAGAGCAAGCGAAAUAGCUGUUGCGCUUGUAACAUAUGAGGUCAAAUCCUGUAAUCGUGAGAUAAUCAGAUUGGAUGAUACUGGUUCCCCCAUCCCACAUACCUGACUCUCUCUCUCUCUCUACAAUUUUUCACACUGAACAUUUUGGCCGUGACCUCAUGAAGCCAAUUACCUUUUUGUCUGGCAUCAGUCUAAACACCACGUGUAUUAAGUUGACUGACCCUCAGAGUAACAGGGACUCCGUAUCACAACAUUAUGAAUUGAUUCUCUCUUGGUUAAUAUAUAUUGGUCAGGAAAUUAUUAAGUCCUUGCAAAAUGCCCAUAAUAUUCGCUUGAGAUUGAAAUAUAUUUUACUAAGCCAAAAGGUUUUAAAAAGUAAAAACACCAGACUUGAGUCAUCUUCAGGGUGAUCAUGACUUAAUUAGUCGAAAGUAUCUUUACAAAAUAUUCAGCCUCAGCUCGUGUUUAUCCUGAUUGCAGAAAUGUUGUUUGUGUGUUUGUUUUUUGUAGACUGGCCUUUCCGCUCUCCACGUAGCUGCUCAGUAUGGUCAGAUUGAAGUCGUCAGAGAAAUGCUACUGAAAGUUUCUGGAACUAUAAGAAGCGAGUCUCCUGCAAUGGUGGAUAACGAAAAAGGACCGCGCUCGGAUGUAAGUCGACUAAACAAAAACAUAUCCAGCCGCCGGAAGCAGCUGUAUUUGCAGGCUACAGCCUCUCUAAACUUUUUUUCAAAUCCAAAAGGACUUAGAGCGACUUGAGUAUUACGUCAACUAAAUCAAUAGUUACUCCUCCUUUACAAAUUAAAACAACAUUACAGCAAAUUGUAGGCCAGUACCUUUCAGCUGAAUCAGAUUAAACUCAAAAGUUAGAACCACUUUGAACAGCGUAGGAAACAUUGCCACAGAUUAUAACUACUCAGUAUCUUUCAUUUCAGCGGAGUCGCCGUGCUGUUUUAUUGCCUUUCUCUGUAGAAAUAUUGAUCAUUAUUUCACUUUUUUUCAGUAUUUCUUUACUCCGCUGCAUCUAGCCGCCCAGUCUGGUCACGUGGGUGUUGUUCGAUUACUACUGAACUCACCAGGGGUGCGUGUGGACUCAGCAACUGCUGUACAGGUAAAUAAUGUACACGUCAUGCGCUUAAUUGGACUAAGUCGUUGCGUUAAAAAGCUUCUGUAUUCAGCCCAAGGUACUGAUUGAGGACACUUUUUUACAUCUGGUUCUGGAACGGCACCGCUAUCUCUGCUAGUCAUUUUUCAUUCAAGGUUUUUCUGUGUGCCUCUAGCACAAGAACUAUAUUUUUACUGAACAAGUUCGCAGUGCGUUUGCUCAGCAGUUUUGGCCAAUAGGCUUAAGCGCUCGUUCCUGUUUGCCGCUUCGCAUUCAGAAACCAUCUUUAACUAGGGCUUGUAUUUCUCCGAUGUAGGGUUCGAUUCCUCUUCAUUUGGCAGCAGAGAAUGGUCAUUCAGAGGUUGUUAGUAUUCUAUUAAGUAAAUCAACCCUACAGCUUCAUGUAAAGGACAAGAUGGGCAGAACAGCUAUGCAUCUAUCUGCCGCCAAUGGACACCGAGAACUUAUUUCACAACUGAUAGGACAGGGCGCGGAUAUCAACGCACCUGAUGAGGUAAGUGUCGACGACCGCGUGUACGGAUGCGUUGUUCGUGUUCCGGAAAGAUAAUCCACAGAAAGAUUGUUACAUAGUCAAUCCAUCGUGGUUUUGGAAGUACAAUGAAAUGUUACGUACGUUUGAAUAGUGCACGUUUCUGCGCUGAGUGAUCCAAAAAGGCAUCCCUUUCGUUUUUCUUAUUUAAAUAAAUAAAUAAUGAUUUGGAGGUAGCACAUCCACAAAGUGGUUCUUCGUCUACCUGAUUCCUGGUCGAAUUGGAAUUUGGAAAUGUUGGUUUCUGAGGAGAGGGGAAAACCGUAGAAAAACCUCUCGGAGCAAAGGAGAGAACCAACGACAAACUCAACCCACAUACUUUGGCGUCGAUGCCGGGACUUGAACCCGGGUCACAUUGGUGAGAGGCGAGCGCUGUCACCACUGCGCCAUCCCUUGCUAUCCCCGUGCUCCCCGUCUUAUUUCAGCACAUUGUCAAUUAAUCGCGCGCGGCCAAAGAGGAACAUGUCCGUAGGGACGAACUAUUAGAAACGUUAUGGGGGCAGUUGGGAAUUUUCGAGCCGCAUGAAUUUUUUUCGUUAACAUUUCUCUUGUAUGAAUUUUUUUAGCCUAGUGCAUGAAUACUUGCUAGGAUUACUUGACGUCCAUUCAUUUAAUUUUCCCUUGCGCGAAUAUUUUUUUGUACUUCGCCCCCCAACCCCUCCCCCCCCGCCCCCAUGAUCCGUUCCUUCUUUUGCAUUAUUUAUACUUAGACCAACAGAAAAUCGGGGGGAGGGGUGAGUGAUGGAAAGUGUGGCCUGGCUUCAGGAUCGUGACGUCAUUAUUUUGGUCACCUUCCAUCCCCGUUUGAUGUUUCCCAAACUGUUUGUUUGAUUUUACACAGCCAGAUUUUAAAAAAUUAUCAGUCAAUGUGAUUUUAGAAAUCCUUGGUUUGUUUUUAGAAUGGAUAUGCACCAAUGCACAUGGCGGCCGAAGCUGGUCAUGUUGAAGUUAUAAAACUGUUGGUCGAAUCUGGAGCAUCGCCGCGGGCGGAAUCUCUGGUGAGUUGAACUGUGAUAAAAGACGGAUUGAAACGCACCAAUGACAUAACGAGUCUUCAUAGCCAAUAACAUUACGGCUUAACUGACAGACGACCAAUGACAUUUCCACUUAAUUGACCAAUCAAAUCAAUAACCAGAGUUUAUGACCAACAACUGACGUGAUACAACUCACUGUGACACUGAAGCUGACUACCGCACAAGUUGUCGAAACUUCAGUCACUGUCAACAACAACAGUCCUAUUCAGGACUACGUUCACCCGGACGAUCAUGCUCAGCCUACUUAUGUUAUGCAGAUUAUAUUGCGAAUUUUAGACUCUCGUUUAUUGUGACUGGACAAGCCAACAGAUCAACAGCUUUGGAAGUCAAAGUAUUCCGCAGUUGGGUAUUGUAAAUGUGUUGUUGAGUCACUCAUUCAUUCAUUUUUUAGUCAACUUCAACUUCAACUUCAACUUCAACUUUAUUUCAUAAGACUAUUGGUUACAAUAGACUGGCCCGCAAAAUAGCAAUUGCUAAUCUAGGCGGACCAGUUAAAAGAAAAAUAAAUUGAAAGGAAAGGAAAGGAAAGGAAAAGGAAGGAAAAACUACAAUUUUAAGUUACAAUAAAUAAUAUUCUAUCACAGUUCUUAGUAGUAUUAUUACGUUUCUUUUACUUUACAGGAGGGCAAGUUUGCUAUUUGCUACGCGGCUAUGCAAGGUCACCUUGCAGUUGUCAAGUAUCUACUACAACAGGAGCUCAGCACUGAGCGAUUGCUAGCUGACAGAAAGGUACUUAUUUCCCAAUUAUUGUAUACACGGGUCAGGUUCUAAAUCUGGUCAUUUCAGUAGCAACAGAAUCAAGUUCGUUCUACAGGAAGAAAAAGUGGACCCGGAAGUAUCUGGAGCAAAUGCACUUUUGCACAGAAAUUUUUGUUAACAUUUACCCUUCGACAAAACAAGCAGUAGAAAUAGUCCAUCUAACAUGAUAAUUCCUAAUUGAGGCUGGAACUCCAAAGAGUUGUCAUUUAAGUAACUCAUCGGUUUUUUUAACUAAAAUUCUAUCUCGACAAUUUUACGUUGUAUUUGCGGUACGUGUAGCUUCUUGCUUCUAUGAUCUUCUGUCAUAAAAGCCUAAUGGCGUAGUGCCGUUACAAUUGCUUAUUGAAAUUAAUUUUAAGUUAGCGGUGUACUAGUAUGAUUGAGUCCACAAGGCAAGCAACACAUUUGUCAUAGCGGUUGUUUUUGUUGUUUUCCCACAGUUUCUGUUCGAUUUAAUGGUUUGCUCAAACCAGAACGAAAGCGAGUCAGUUAUUGACUUCAUUCUCCAAUGCCCCGCUCCAAUCUACGCCGCGGCCAAGCUCUCUAAACACUAUCGUAACGAGUCCACGCGGGAGAAAGAACGCGCGCGGGAUUUAUUGGCUGCUGGCGAAGUUUGUGAGAACAUAGCUUCCGAGCUGCUGUCUCUCGCAUGCGCAGACAGCCCUGAAAAACUGCUGACAGCUAUUGAUGACCGCGAUGUACCAUUUCUGGAUUACCUUAUCGAGUGUGAACAGAAGACUUGCGUAUCACACCCGUCGGUUCAAGUUUACCUCGGGGAUGUAUGGCGCGGUGACUUCAAGUGGGACGACUGGAAAUACUUCUUGUUGUUUAUACUGUGUUUAAUAUGUCCACCGUUAUGGGCGUUUCUCUGCCUUCCGUGGAACGAUCGAUAUCAUAAAAUACCCAUUAUCAAGUUUAUUUGCCAUCUCAUCUCGCAUUUCUACCUCAUUGCACUGUUUAGCUUCACAGUCGUGGUCCCUUGGGAGGAGUUAACAGGUACCAGUCUCCUUCCGCGGUGGUACGAAUGGCUUUUAUUGAUCUGGUUAUCAGGAUUAUUAUUAUCUCAGCUCACGGACCCACAUGAUCGCGCAGGACUGGGCUGGAUCCCGGUCAUUGUCCUGUUCUUAAGCACAAUUGGCAUUCUGCUUCAUUUAACAGCCUUUGGUUUUCAAGGUGAUGCUCGAAUCGACGUCAUUUACGCUCGGAAUCAGUUCUUCGCGACGUCAAUGAUGCUUUGUUUUGCUCAGCUGCUGGAUUUUCUCUCAUUUCAUCAUUUAUUCGGUCCAUGGGGAGUUAUCAUCCGGGACCUUAUGUAUGACCUCGUUCGUUUCCUGGUUAUUUUGUCAAUCUUUAUGGUGGGUUUUACGGCUCACUUAGCAGCAGUGUAUCGGCCCAUGAAACAAACUGGAACAGGAAACGGACUACAACAUACCCCGGUGGAUUUCUUCCGCUGUUUUGAGCUGCUAUUUUUCAGCUUAUUUGGACUGACUGAGGUCUCAAAGCUAAAAGAACCGGAAUCCAUAGACAAUGCCACGUUUAUACUGGCAAAGGCUACGUUUGGAAUCUAUAACGUGAUAACAAUUAUUGUCCUCAUUAAUCUGCUGAUAGCGAUGAUGAGUGAUACUUAUCAACGUAUUCAAAUGCAGUCGGACAUUGAGUGGAAAUUUGGUCGCGCGAAGUUGAUUCGUAACAUGAAGCGUUCCACCACAACCCCCUCCCCCCUGAAUCUCGUAACGAAAUUCUUCUCUUACUUGCGUCUCAUGUACAAGUUGAAGUUUAAAUGUUGCCGCGCGAGUAUCAUCGACAUUAUUCGGACCGACGAACAGCUUCCCGACAGCACGUCGAUGAAUCCAUUGUACGAAACUUCAAAUACUUGGCUUCCAAACGGAGGUCUACCGCAGCAUCGAAAUAGCAGUCAAAGAAAUACUCGAAUCGAAGACGUUAUCGACUGGAAGGUCCUUGUUAAGAAGUUUUUGAUUCUAAGAACUAGCGUCAACGAAGUAGUAACGAAUACUCAAGCCACUCGCGGCGAUAAGACAUUUUCCCCUAGGAACUCACAAGUAAACCUGAGGGCAAGGACAGAGACCAUAGGCUUAGGUCGGCCAGGAACUUCAAUGGGAUCUAGUAUGUCGCUUCAUAAACUUUUCUCGGCUACAGUAAAAAAGAUUGAUGUUGUUUCAAAUAUGAAAGACGCCAACGACGCUUAAUUGGCGUAAUUUGCAAUACAACAGGAAGCGUGAUGGAAAUGGCGAGACAGACGAGUGGUUUCUUAUUUUCUUUAGGCAUAAUAGAGCGAAAGACGUAGUGACCGGGCUUAAGGUAGCGGUAGGAUACGGUCUAGAUAGUGCGGCAAGCGUGAAUUCCACGCGCGCUCGCGUAUUGUCCUCGGCCUACCACUGAUCUCUGAGGAGAUUAGUCCACGACCUCGACUACUUGUAGUCUCUGAGAAAGUGGUCUGAUGUUUUCCUACGGGCGUUUCCUCGAGCAACGCACCUGUUCGGUGUAACGGCAGUAUGGCUGCAAAUCUUGCCGUCUAAAUUCAGGUGAGGCGCAUGCAACCAUUAACAACCGAGUAAUGCGGACAAAUUUUUUCGUGCAAGAAAGAAAUUGCGGAACCAUCAUCGUCUCAUUUUAAAAUCAUGGGACUGUUAGUAUCAGUAGUAUUUAUUAUUGCGGAACUCACCGGCAUGUAGCAAAUGUUAUUGCUAUUUUUAUUUAUAAUAUCUUCAACUUAAGUGAAAUAAAGUAUCCAAGUAUGAUCUGU
This is a messenger RNA of Porites evermanni, 23941 nucleotides long. The record is from the annotation of a GenBank genome assembly. NCBI's taxonomy places the organism in Eukaryota, Metazoa, Cnidaria, Anthozoa, Scleractinia, Poritidae.